ACCUUACACCUUACACCUUACACCUUACACCUUACACCUUACAUCUUUUGUAAUUCGAGAUACGAGGCUCGUGUAGAUCUAUCGCGCGCGCAACAUGACACAAAGAACGAUCCUACAAUAGCCUGCCUCGAGAAAAAUCGCGUUACACGAUUUCAUAUGUACCUUCCGCGAUAUCGUAUUUAUCGAGUGCACCUGUCAUUGCGAUUUAAUCGCAUUAUCCGCCGUAGCUGGAUAGUGCGAUUCGCUCGAGAUAAGGUCGACAACGUCCUCGAUAAACCUCAGUGCGUUACCAAUAACUAGCGACAACCAACGGGUCAAUUAGUCGAAGACGAACGAGUCGUUUCCGAUCCGUGUUCGCGAGAACCUGCCGCCGCGAUAUUUUUCGGGAGAGGACAUCAUCUCGAGCAACCGUACCUCGGAGAUGCUUUCCCUGUGUUGCCGGAGGACGUCCGAGAUGACGACAGAUACGUUCAGUGGCCAAGAACGCGUCGACGACGAUUACUACGGAGAACUCGCGACUGCGAGGAAGCGCGGAGUGAUCGGGGACCUGGAGUCCGGGAAUGCUCGAAUCGUUGUCUACGAGAAGAGCGAAAAGACCAAGGAGCUGAUCAAGGAUGCGAUACUGAAGAACAAAUUCCUGCAAGACCUCGACGAAAAGCGGAUCGGCGAUCUGAUCUCGACGAUGCGCCCUAAGACCGUGGAGGCCAACAGCAGGAUCAUUCACGAAGGAGAAAUCGGCACGCAUCUCUACGUCUCCGAGGAGGGCACCUUCGAAAUCUGCAUCGGCAACGUCUCCCAUGGGGCCUUCGGACCCGGCGUUGCUUUCGGGGAGCUGGCGCUGUUGUACGACACCAAGAGAUUGUGCUCCAUCGACGCGAACACGAAUGGCAAGGUGUGGAUACUGGAUAGAAGCGUGUUCCAUUCGAUAAUGGCGAUCGGCAACGAAAAGGAGAUGGAACACAGCAUGCAGCUGCUUCGGAAAAUUCCAAUCUUCAACGACAUACCGGACGAAGCGCUUGUGAAGAUCACUGANCACCUUACACCUUACACCUUGCACCUUACACCUUACACCUUACACCUUACACCUUACACCUUACACCUUACAUCUUUUGUAAUUCGAGAUACGAGGCUCGUGUAG
This is a messenger RNA of Megalopta genalis, 1138 nucleotides long. Lineage: Eukaryota; Metazoa; Arthropoda; Insecta; Hymenoptera; Halictidae. The record is from RefSeq and is a predicted model, not a curated record.